This is a messenger RNA of Eimeria acervulina, 1611 nucleotides long. RefSeq lists its product as hypothetical. Lineage: Eukaryota; Apicomplexa; Conoidasida; Eucoccidiorida; Eimeriidae. The record is from RefSeq and is a predicted model, not a curated record. Bases 1 to 1611 code for a protein of 536 amino acids. The transcript has a single exon.
AUGAAAUGGCGCCAGGAGUCGGGUCCAGCUUACCACAAGAAGCCACAAAAAAAUGAACGGCUCGAAAAGGUCAGAAGCUUGCUUAAGCCUGCCUCAAUGAUGACUGCCGCAUUGGAAAUUCGAGGAGCUGCGGAACUGAUGGGGAGACUGCGGGAAAAUCUGGAGGAAGCGGAAAGGCUGCUCCAUGAAGGGGGGACGCCAGAGGAGAUGGACGCGCCGCUUGACGCUGCGGUGGCAUGCGUACAAACGCUUCAUCUAGAAAUAAUACAGCAUGCUUAUGCCAUUGCCCAGGACAGCCAAGUUAUUUCUCUCUAUCCACUCUUGGACGCUGAUCAUCCGAACCCUGUCGCAGAAAUAGAAUCUUUAGCGACAUUCCAGGAAAGCACAGUGGGCCCCUUCCUCCAGUCGUUGUUGGCAGUGUAUAGCCUUUCCGAAACUCUCUCUGCCCGCUCUAAAACGAUUCUUGGGGAGCUGAUGGAAUCCCAGCUGUUCGCACCGGGUGACGAAGGGGGGGGUUUGCACUCAACGACCACCAAGGUUAAUUCUUUGCUGUCCACAGUAGCAGCUCAGCAGUAUGUUGAACAGGUUGCAAAGGGUUUGGUGGCCGGCUCCCUUAGCGGUUUAAAGGUGACGAUGCUGGCAGAGAGAGAGACCAAACGUGCGCGGCUCGAGCUGGCCCUCGACGUGGUCCGUAUGCAUUUGAAGCAGAGUCAGAUGGCACUGCAGAAUACUUCAGACGAUUGGAAGGGAGGAGCAUCUGCGAAAAAGAAGCGAGCUAUUUUAAGAGGCAUUGACAAAGCGAUACAAGGCGUCUCCAGCAAGGUGUCCGAGCUGUCCGCUCGUACCAGAAAUUUGCGAGAAUCUCAAACCCUAAGGGAUAUUUUCGCUAUUUGCUGCGCGAGUGAAGAAGUCGAGGAUGAGGCAUCUGGAGAACUGGAAAAGUUAUUGGAAGUACUCACUGAAUUCGAACCAAGGGUGGAGAACCUAAACGAGGUGGGCAAGCAGGAUAUGGAGGAACUGGCGGACAAAUACCGCGAGUAUUUUGCUAGGAAGCAUCAAGUAACGCAGCGCGCCUACUACGGCGUCCAGGAGAGAGUUGAGAAUAUCAUUGAAAAGGGAAAAUUUCCUUCUGCAACCACAAUGCAAAGACAUCAUGGUAGCGUUGCCCAAAGUAUCCUCGAAAUAGUGAAUCAAACCGUGAAGAAGUCUGAAGAAGAAAUGACCUUCGCCGCAUCUGCACUACGCGAGUUAAAGUCGGUGGAUAAGUUGUCGACCGCUACAGUGGUGCUGGAAGGACUGAAGGUCAUGGCGAAUUCUUUAGUCCGCUUGAAGGAAGAGGCUCUUCUGCAGUUGCUGAGUCUGCAUUUAGUAAAUAUUCUACAGCACGACAUCGAGCACAUGGCUAUGCAGGAGGCCGCCUUAGCAUCAGACCCUGACUAUCCGCAUGUUGAACAGCAAAAGAUGCAUUUGCUACAGAGCAAGUUCAAAGCAGCAAAGGGCAAAGCUGAGUCAGCAGGGACGCUGCAGGAGAUGACUGCUGCAGCUAUAGCCAUGCGCACCUUCCACGCUCAAAUGGAAGGGUUAUUAUACGAACAGCGGCGGGAAAGGUGA